GUUAACGUCCCUCAGCUGACAGUUUCUGGCUGUGUUGCUCGUGGUGAGAAUGGGGAAGACCCCCCCUUGGCAGCUCUGAAGUACACAGUGCGGGUCCCCUCACGUGUGAUGUCCUCAGAGCUGGAAGUUUGAACCUUUGACCACCUUUGUGAUUGCUGCAUCCUCACCUCCCCUGGAAGCCCACUUCCCGGUGCGGUCACACCAGGUCAGGGCUUCAAUGCAGGAGCCUGGGGGACACAGUUCAGGCCGUCGCAGCUGGUAGGGAAGAGCUCGGGUGGCUUCUGGGUAGGCUUCCUGAGGUGUCCUCUGUGGGAUGUAGUGUUUGGUGUGUGCCUGGGGCAGACUGGUCCUAAGGUGAUGGCGUGAUGGUAGCUCAUAUUUCUGAGCAUCUGCUCUGUGCCCAUUUUCUGUUCUCAACCCCAAAUGAAUCCGCGGGAGGUGCCCCCAGUCAUCCCCAGUGCCUGUAAUGUCCUGUGCCUUCUCAGGCAGCCCUCCCCUAGGACCUUCAGGGCUGGCAGGUGGCGUCUGACAGGGUGCCGCUGUGCCCUGGGCUCCCCGGCCCCCAUGGAGGUCCUGUGCCCCCAGCCCGUGAAGCAGGAGGGCCUGGCCGCUGAGGGCCUGACCCUGGACUCGCCAUGGCACCGCUUUCGGCACUUCCACCUGGGUGAUGCGCCGGGCCCCCGCGAGGCGCUGGGCCGGCUGCGCGCCCUGUGCCGGGACUGGCUGCGGCCCGAGGUGCACACCAAGGAGCAGAUGCUGGAGCUGCUGGUGCUGGAGCAGUUCCUGGGCGCGCUGCCCCCUGACACCCAGGCCUGGGUGUGCAGCCGGCGGCCCCAGAGCGGGGAGGAGGCCGUGGCCCUGCUGGAGGAGCUCUGGGGAUCGGCAAUGAGGGCGCCUCGUGAUGGGGCAGAAGGCCCUGGGGUCAGCGCUGGAGAGGAGGGCGAUGGGUUGAUGCCCAUAGGAGACGCGGCCCCCAGGGCUGAGGUGCCGGCCGCAGCGGACCAGGCCGCGCGCCCCUACAAGCAGGAGCCGGGCAGCCCCCCGCCCGCGCCAUCCGCCUUCUUGGCGGCCCCGGGCGCCGCGUCCUGCCCCGAGUGCGGCCAGGCCGCCCUGAAGCCGGCGCACCUGCUGCGCCACCGGCAGAGCCACUCGGGCGAGAAGCCGCACGCCUGCCCCGAGUGCGGCAAGGCCUUCCGGCGCAAGGAGCACCUGCGGCGCCACCGCGGCACGCACCCCGGGGGCCUUGGGCCGGCCCUGCGCCCGCUGCCCGCCCGCGAGAAGCCGCACGCCUGCUGCGAGUGCGGCAAGACCUUCUACUGGCGCGAGCACCUGGUGCGCCACCGCAAGACGCACUCGGGCGCGCGGCCCUUCGCCUGCUGGCAGUGCGGCAAGGGCUUCGGGCGCCGCGAGCACGUGCUGCGCCACCAGCGCACCCACGGCCGGGCAGCGGGCGGCGCGGGCGGCGCAGCCUCGGGCACGGCGGGCGGCAGCCCCUUCCCGCCCUGGCCGCUGGGAUAGCCGCACGCCCCGGGCGCCCCAGCCCGCCCUGCGCCGCCUCUCGGCUCUGUCCCCCAGACGCACCACCCACCUUCGGGCCCUGCCCUUGUCUGAACUUGCUGAAGCCACACUGUCUGGCCUCCCCGUUUGGCUCUCACCUGUGACCCCCCAGUGCCCGCCCUGCCCCCCACCCGCCCCUUCCUCCUCGCAGAGAAGGGCGGGGGCGUUGCCAGGCCAGCUGGAGCUCGGAAGAGGCGCUGGUAGGAGCUGCAGGCACCCCCGUUCCUGAGGAGGCUGAAGGAAGGGGUCUGGAUCUUGCCCCUAGGAGACCUGGACAGACUGGGGGUGGGCAGGUUGACAGUCCUGACAGGGUGGACUCGGGGACCUGGCACCGGGCUCCUUGGCCUUGUGCCUCUCUGCGACCCAGGAAGGCAUGAGAUGGCCAGAGAUGCCUGUUUGUGGGAAGCGGAGCGGAGACGAUUCACCAGCAUCUGGAGAGUAAUAAAGGCACUGAUGAGGUGUGCGGA
This is a messenger RNA of Manis pentadactyla (Chinese pangolin), 2024 nucleotides long. RefSeq names its product zinc finger protein 444 (gene ZNF444). Gene Ontology annotation, molecular function: RNA polymerase II cis-regulatory region sequence-specific DNA binding; DNA-binding transcription factor activity, RNA polymerase II-specific. The record is from RefSeq and is a predicted model, not a curated record. Gene Ontology annotation, biological process: regulation of transcription by RNA polymerase II. The transcript is spliced from 4 exons. Lineage: Eukaryota; Metazoa; Chordata; Mammalia; Pholidota; Manidae. The coding region runs from base 424 to 1518 and encodes 364 amino acids.